Molecule: messenger RNA, 1065 nt
Organism: Misgurnus anguillicaudatus (oriental weatherfish)
Lineage: Eukaryota; Metazoa; Chordata; Actinopteri; Cypriniformes; Cobitidae
Source: RefSeq, a predicted model, not a curated record
AGCGGGUAAAAGUUCAGCGAGCACGCACUAUCGAAGCAGGAUGUAAAUAGAAGAGUCGAGCACAGUGGAGAGAGCGGUACCGAUCCAAAUCACUCAUCUACGCACCGUCAUCACAACAGUUGUGUAUUACUAGAUAAAUGAACGAAUUUCCUUAAAAAAUCCACAGACAUGAAAUUGUUUACCUGGUCAGCACGCAAGAUUUUGUCCACUCAUUGGCAGCUGACAGGGGGCAGGCGAGAGUUCUGGGGAUGGCUCAAUGCUGUUUUCAACAAAGUAGAUUAUGAGCGGAUUAAAGCAGUCGGCCCUGAUCGAGCGGCAGCAGAGUGGCUUUUGAGGUGUGGGGCAAAAGUUCGUUUCCGUGGUUUCGACCGAUGGCAGCAUGACUACAACGGACUCCCUACCGGGCCUCUCGGCCGAUACCAAAUAGAAGCUAUUGAUGCCACUGAGUCCUGCAUCAUGUAUCGUGGUUUCGAUCACUUGGAGGGUCUAGAGCAUGUGAAGGAAAUCAAGUUGAAUAAGUGUAUUUAUAUUGAAGAUGCAUGUCUGGAGCGUUUGACUCAAAUAAAGACCCUGCAAGAGAGUGUGAUGAACAUGUCUAUAGUUUCCUGUGGCAACGUGACCGAUAAAGGACUCAUCGCUCUCUAUCAACUCGGGAACCUGGAGAGGCUGUUUCUUAGUGAUCUGCCUGGUGUAACAGAUAAAGAUCGGACUGUGGACAGACUCCAGACCGCACUUCCCAGACUCGCCAUAGAACUGGAUCUCGAUUAGCCAAUAAUAGCUUCAAUCAGAGUGCGCCGAGUAAAUCACAGCCACAUCUAAGAAACCGCAAGGACCAGGUCAUGCCAAAUAAGCUCAUUGGCUGAUUUCCAUGGCUGCUUUGGCAACAGUAUCUAAGCAACUAAGCAUCCCAGGGACGGAUGAGGAUAGCCGCCCUGCUUUGGAGCCGAAUCAACAAACGCCAACUUCUCACUUAAUUGACUUUGGUCAAAUACAGUAGAUUUGUUUCAGACAAUCUAGGGCUGUUUAAAAUGUUAUAUUGCAAGUAUCAAUAAACCCCAAACUGAA